Ochotona princeps (American pika) is the source of this 1679-nucleotide messenger RNA. RefSeq names its product BICD family like cargo adaptor 2 (gene BICDL2). The coding region runs from base 143 to 1654 and encodes 503 amino acids. The record is from RefSeq and is a predicted model, not a curated record. NCBI's taxonomy places the organism in Eukaryota, Metazoa, Chordata, Mammalia, Lagomorpha, Ochotonidae. The transcript has 10 exons. Gene Ontology annotation, biological process: Golgi to secretory granule transport; vesicle transport along microtubule.
GGGGGUGUCGUGGGCGGGGCUCCCCCAGCUUCGGGGCUGAUUGGACCCGACCGUCGGCGGGAAACUUGGGGGACCCGGGGCGGCGGGGCCGGACUCCUGGGACUGCAGGGAGCUGGGGGCGCCAGCAGAUGCUGCAGGGGCCAUGAGCUCCCCAGAUGGGCCGAGCUUCCCUUCAGGACUGCUGUCGGGGGGCGCCUCCCCCAGUGGGGAUGAGGGCUUCUUCCCCUUUGUGCUGGAGCGGAGGGACUCGUUCCUGGGAGGUGGCCCAGUGACCCAGGAGCCAGGGGACCUGGCCCUGCAGCUGCAGCAGAAGGAGAAGGACUUGCUGCUGGCCGCCGAGCUGGGCAAGAUGCUCCUGGAGCGCAAUGAGGAGCUGCGGCGGCAGCUGGAGACGCUGAGCACACAGCACGCUGAGCGGGAGGAACGGCUCCAGCAGGAGAAUCAUGAGCUCCGCCGGGGUCUGGCCGCCCGGGGAGCCGAAUGGGAGGCCAGAGCCAUGGAGCUGGAGGGGGACGUGGAGGCCUUACGGGCCCAGCUGGGAGAGCAGCGCUCAGAGCAGCAGGACAGCGGGCGUGAGCGGGCACGCGCUCUGAGUGAACUCAGUGAACAGAACCUCCGGCUCAGCCAGCAGCUGGCCCAGGCCUCCCGGACGGAGCAGGAGCUGCAGAGAGAACUGGACAGCCUUCGAGGGCAGUGCCAGUCACAGGCACUGUCCGGGGCAGAGCUGAGGACUCAGCUCGAGAGCCUGCAGGGAGAGAACCAGAUGCUGCAGAGCCGCAGGCAGGACCUUGAGGCCCAGAUCCGAGGCCUGCGGGAGGAGGUGGAAAAAGGCCAGGGCCGGCUGCAGACCACCCACGAGGAGCUGCUACUUCUGCGCAGAGAGAGGCAGGAGCACAGCCUGGAGCUGGAGCGUGCGCGCUCUGAGGCCAGCGAGGCGCUGAGCGCACUGCGCAGGCUGCAGCGGCAGGUCUCCCAGCUGGAGGAAGAAUCGCGCCUGCAGGACGCCAACGUGUCGGGCGCCUCGCUGCAGUUGGAACUGGCCCAUAGCCUCGAGGGCGACCAGGCCCAGGCCCCGCACGCCAAGGAGAACAGAGACCCCCGGACCAAGGAGUGCCAGGAGACCCCAGAGGCAUCCAGCCCACAGCCCCCAACCCAGGAGGAGAGCCUGGAGCCUCCCGAGAAGCGAGCAGCCUGCAGCCCAGCCGAGAUACUGGAGGAGAAAGAGGCGGAGGUGGCCCGGCUGCAGGAUGAGCUCACCCUGCAGCACGGAGAGCUGCGGUCCCUGCGAGAGGAGCUGCAGCGGCAGAAGGAGUUGCGGGCACAGGACGACCCCGGUGAGGCCCUGCGCAGCGCCCUCUCGGAUCGCGAUGAGGCCGUGAACAAGACCCUGGAGCUGUCCCUGGAGCUGAGCCGCGUCUCGCUCGAGCGGGACUCCCUGUCCCGGGAGUUGCUGCGCACCAUCCGCCAGAAGGUGGCGCUCACGCAGGAGCUGGAGGCCUGGCAGGACGACAUGCAGGUAGUGAUUGGACAGCAGCUGCGCUCGCAGCGCCAGAAGGAGCUGAGUGCAUCCACGCAGGCGCAGUCUCCGCGCCGGGCCGCACCGCGCUUCUCGCUGCGAGACGGCUUCCUGGGCAACCUCUUCCGAAGGACUUGACGGCCAGGGCUCAGCUUCGUCCAGC